This is a messenger RNA of Adelges cooleyi (spruce gall adelgid), 2479 nucleotides long. RefSeq names its product guanine nucleotide-binding protein subunit beta-like protein 1. Lineage: Eukaryota; Metazoa; Arthropoda; Insecta; Hemiptera; Adelgidae. Gene Ontology annotation, molecular function: protein binding. The transcript is spliced from 2 exons. The record is from RefSeq and is a predicted model, not a curated record. The coding region runs from base 1072 to 2022 and encodes 316 amino acids.
AUUUAAGUUUUAUUGAAAAAAAUUAUUAGCUCAUUAUACCCACUUUAUGACGUUCUGGAUUUAAUGACAUAAAAAUUAAUAAAAUCGAUUCAGUGAAAGGAUAAAAUAAAUGUAAUCAAACGUUAAAAUAGUCUCCUAAACAACAACUGUGUAAAGUUGAGAUAGAACCACAGAAUAGUUUAUAUAUAAUUAAUUAGCUUGUUAAUUUAAUUUAAUUUUUUUGCUAUGCGGGUAUCGUAAAAUAACUAUAUAGUCUGUAGAUAAUACAUAUAGAGUUAAAAUCAACCGCCAGAUAAAACUAUUGUACAGUAAAAAAGGAUUUUAUAAAAAUUGUUUUUUUCCUUGAUUCGAUGGUUACACUGAGUGUAGUUGAGCCCAAAUUACCAUACUCCCAUACGAGCCCGUGUAAUUUCUUAUCAGUGCCCAUUCUGUGCAUCGAGAUAAAAAAUACACUGUAUUGUAUGCAGAUAUAUAUGUAUAAUAAACUAGAUUGCUAACUAGUGAUAAGAAUUGAAGCUGACGGUCCGCCAUUCUGGUGGGAUUUAUUUGUGUUAUCAAUUCAUAUAAUAUAUAUCUGUAUAUAUUAUUAUAUCAAUAUUAUAUAUGUGAUUGUUAUAAACAUAUAUUAUUCUCGCGUGAUAAGGUUCUAAUUCCUACCAAGAUGGCGAAAAGUGGCUGCUUCAAUCUUCUCUGUUGGUGGCAUGUACAGUAACUACAGUUAGCAAUCUAGUUUAUCUAUACACAUACCGUAAACGUACACGCUUAUUUUUGUAACGUAUUUUGCUAUCAAAUUGUAUUGUUAUUAAUUAUCAUUAAUAAUAUUUCGAUAAGAAAAAUGUAUUAUUACACAUUUCAGUGUUAUAUAGUUAUUACUUAUUUCAUGGAUUUAUUGAAAUGUAAUUAUGAUCAGGAUAAUUCAUACAAAAGGUAAAUCGAGGGUGAAUUGGGUUAACGAAGAUUUCAAAUUAAUUAUUGUCAAUCAUAUUUAACAUUUAUUUCGGAUUUAAAGGGACCUAUAAUAAACAGCGAAUCGGAUGUUUCUCUCUAUGUCUUGAGUUAAACUAGCACAAAAUGUCAAAACAUAAUACACCAACUCCCGUUUACACAUUUAAAUGUGAUAAAUAUGUACCAAACUGUGUGGUUUUCCAUACAGCUAAACAAUUACUGUAUGUUGGUACCCAAACUGGAGAAAUACAUUCUUGGAACUUAGAGACUAACCGUCAAGAAAUUAAAACUAAUGCUGGUAAUCAAAGCAUCAUGAAUUUAGAGAUUCUUAUAAAAAAGAACCAAUUGGUGUCUCAAAACAAAUUUGGUGAAAUAAGAUUUUGGACAAUGGAUCAGUUUAAACUCUCAAUUCACCAUAUCCUUCACACCCAAGUACUAGGAUUUUGUAAAUUUUCUUUAUACAAGACUGAAUUAAUACUAUGUAAAUCACUAAAAGAAAAAUCUAUAUUGAAUUGUUAUUCAACUGAAUCUUAUGAAAUAAUGAAAACUUACAAUCCAGAUGAUAAAAAUUUAGGUGAUUUAAUGACUAUCAAAACUAUAAAAGACUAUAUUUUUUGCGCUUAUGAGUCAUGUAAAGUCAUUAUUUGGUGUGAAAACUCUAUUGUUGAAACAUCUGAUUUUCCCGAUACGGAAUGCUUGAUGGCAUUGGAUGUAGACAGUAGUUUAGCUAAAGGAGUUUGUGCUGGAAGUUCUGAUACUAUAAAUACAUUCCAUAUUGCAGACAGUAAAAUAAGUUGUAAAAAGAGUGUGCAAAUUACUAACCCCGGUGUUAGUGUUCUCCGUCUAAGACCAGAUGACAAAAUCGUUGCGGCCGCAUGUUGGGAUUCUACAGUAAAAUUAUUUUCUUGGAAAUCUAUGAAACUAUUGGCUAUUUUGGAUUCACAUUCUAGUGGUGUUUUAGAUAUUACAUACUCUAAAUCAUUGGUUACAUUUUGGAAAACCAAAUAUAUGCUUGCUGUUGCUUGCAAAGACAACAAAAUUACUCUGUGGGACAUCUAUAACGGACAAUCAACUUAACAAUCACUUAACCUCUGUGUACUCACUUCCCACUUUUCUAUGUAUGCGUAUACUCGUAACAAAAAUCAUGUAUUCUAUUUGCGUACACAUCUUAUAUGGGAGGUGAUUACAUACAGCGUAUAUCGUACCCCUACACUACUGGAUGAAAUGAUUUGUUCUACAAAUUACUAUGACCAAAAGAUUUUUAAUACUUAGCUAUGUAAUAUUUUAUUUUUAUCAAAACAAGAAUUUUAUUAAGAAAGUAUUAGUUAGUCAAUAAUUUGUAUUUCUGCCUGUUAUAUAAUUCCUAUUUAGUGAUUGAUUCCUACUAUUGUUACCUAAUUAUGUUUACUACUAUUGGACAUCAUAUAAUGUAUUAUGAAACCAUAAUAUGUUUAAAUUUGUUUUAUUUAAAAUAACUAUAUUAUAUAAAAGUGUAUGAUGAAAAUAAUAAUAAUAAUACCAUGAAAUGCAUAAA